Molecule: messenger RNA, 930 nt
Organism: Pectinophora gossypiella (pink bollworm)
Lineage: Eukaryota; Metazoa; Arthropoda; Insecta; Lepidoptera; Gelechiidae
Product: glutathione S-transferase 1-like
Exons: 1
Coding region: 90-809 (239 amino acids)
Biological process (GO): glutathione metabolic process
Molecular function (GO): glutathione transferase activity
Source: RefSeq, a predicted model, not a curated record
CUCCGAAUAUGUGACAAUAUAAAUAGGUAAAGACUUAGCGCGGCCGACGGUACAUCGACCAAUCGUCGUUAUCCUGUGAGCGAUAGCCGAUGGGUACAUAUAAACAACUUGGACGCGCCAUCUCAGUCUCAGUCUCGAUUCAACCAUCCAACAUGUCGGUCCUGUACAAGUGUAACGCCAGUGCGCCCUCCCGCGCGGUUCUAAUGACCAUCGAAAUAUUAAAAAUAACCGACAAACUACAAUAUGCCGACGUCAAUCCAAUGCUCGGCGAAAACAGAAAACCAGAGUUCCUCAAAAAGAACCCACUGCACACAGUCCCCGUGCUAGACGACGAAGGUUUUAUUAUCUGUGACAGUCACGUCAUAAUGACAUAUUUGACAAGCAAGUUCGCGCCACAAAGUUCAUUGUACCCUAGCGAUUUAAAAAUAAAAUCAAUCGUCGACCAGCGCAUGUAUUUUGAAAGCACCUGUAUGACACCGAAGAUUAUUUCGGGAGUCGACAGUUUGAAGAAAGGACUAAAAGAACUGACGGAAGAGCAAAUAGCAGCGUUGAAGGAAGUCUACAGCGUGUUAGAUAAAUAUUUAGAACAAACGCCAUUUUUGGUCACAGACCACGUAACUUUGGCAGAUGUGUCGUGCAUUUCGUCAUUGGCUUCGCUGAAUUUGUUUUUGCCUAUUCCCCAAGAGUUUAUAAAUCUAAGAUUGUGGUACAACAGGCUAGAAAAGGAGGAUUGGUUCCAGAAAAUUAAUGCACCCGGAGUCAAAUCGUUCGGCGAAAAACUCGAUGAGUUGAAAUCGCAAAGCGGCUAAUAUUCAUCUACUUACGUUUUAAAUAAGGUUUUUGUUUACAAAUUAUAAUAAGUAUAUGUGAUCUAUUUUUGUUUAUUUAAAAAGGACAAUUUAUUAAAUGAGUACCUGUUUAAUAACAUUA